Messenger RNA from Salvelinus fontinalis (brook trout), 4428 nucleotides. RefSeq names its product cytochrome b-245 light chain-like. Gene Ontology annotation, molecular function: heme binding. The transcript has 6 exons. The record is from RefSeq and is a predicted model, not a curated record. Gene Ontology annotation, biological process: superoxide anion generation. NCBI's taxonomy places the organism in Eukaryota, Metazoa, Chordata, Actinopteri, Salmoniformes, Salmonidae. Bases 3017 to 3583 code for a protein of 188 amino acids. Gene Ontology annotation, cellular component: NADPH oxidase complex.
UUUUUCUCCUGAUGGUAACCAGGUAAAACUACAAAAACUCUACAACCUAGUUGUAGCAGGGACCUUAAGUGUUGCCCUAUUGCCUGGGGCAAGUGAACUGAGCAGUCGGGCAAGUUGAGUCCGCUUUAAAGUUGGCCCAGCUAAAAAUGUUUUACUGAAAACAACUGAUAUUUCUGGUUCAUCCCCCAUUGUUUAAGUCAGGGUUUCCAAACAUGGUCCUGUGCCCCUCUCCCCCAGCACUGCACAGCUGAUUCAAAUAACUAACUAAUCAUCAAGCUUUGAUUAUUUGAAUCUGCUGUGUAGUGCUAGGGCAAAAAACAAAAUGUGCACCCAGUGAGGGGCCCAGGACUGAGUUUGGGAACCCUGGUUUAAGUGCAAGUUGGACAAUUUAUGUCUGCUGGGCAAGUUGAGCCUGCUCUAUAUUACAACAGCUGAAUGUUUCCCCCUUGACCAAAUCAUGUCAGGCAGCAAAGUUAGUUAAGGCAAAGAGUAUGGAUAUACUGACAAGGAUUACGGUCCAAACACUUGAAAGACACACCCUCAUCCACUUACCCUCGCCUUAUGCCCUUGGGGGAAUCCCAGUUGCCAUCUUGGUGUGGCGGUCCAAAUGAUUAGCAAAGCAAGGGAGGUUUGCAACGUAAGCACCGUAGCCCUCGUUUUUAGGCGGCUUUGCGAGUGUAUAAUUAUGUUCACUCCGGGGCAUGAAACUCCCCAAUUCAAUUUGCGACGAUUGUAAAUCCGCUAAGAAAAGUCAGAGAGAACUCAAAAACAACAUAAAUGGAGAAGUCAACAAUAACGUGUAAAUAAAUACGAAUGCAAAUAAGUUAGAAAUUCUGCUACUAAUGCACAAACAAGUCAAAUAAAAAGUAAAUAUGUUUUUGUUUGGUUAUCUUUUGGAAAUUGUAGAAAUAAAACAUGUCAUCAGAAGUGUCCACUUAAUUUGAGGGCUGAGGGGAUAGGGUGUGUCUUUUAGUGUUUGGACCGCAAAUACUUGUCUCUCUGCCCUAACAAUGGAGUCGUUGUCCACAAAACGGCACAGAUUAAUAAGCAUAGCUGGUUGUCUAGCUUCUGCGUGUUGUUGACGUCAACCGCCUUUAUUCAAUGGAAAGAGAGAUGCUGCUAGCCUCAUGCAUAGCCAUGUCGAAAAAAAUUAAAUAAUAAUAUUUAUUUCACCUUUAUUGAACCAGGUACUCUAGUUGAGAACAAGUUCUCAUUUACAACUGCGACCUGGCCAAGAUAAAGCAAAGCAGUGCGAAACAAACAACAACACAGAGUUACACAUGGAAUAAACAAACAUACAGUCAAUAACACAAUAGAAAAAAAAGUCUAUAUACAGUGUGUGCAAAUGAGGUAAGAUAAGGGAGAUACGGCAAUAAAUAGGCCAUAGAGGCAAAAUAAUUACAAUUUAGCGAUUAAACACUGGAGUGGUAGAUGUGCAGAAGAUGAUUGUGCAAGUAUAGAUACUGGGGUGCAAAGGAGAAGAAAAAAAAUAACAGUAUGGGGAUGAGGUACUUGGAGGCAAAAUAAUAAUAAUUACAAUUUAGCGAUUAAACACUGGAGUGAUAGAUGUGCAGAAGAUGAUUGUGCAAGUAUAAAUACUGGGGUGCAAAGGAGCAAAAAAAAAAAUAACAGUAUGGGGAUGAGGUACUUGGAUGGGCUAUUUACAGAUUGGCUAUGUACAGGUGCAGUGAUCUGUGAGCUGCUCUGACAUCUGGUGCUUAAAGUUAGCGAGGGAGAUAUGUCUCCAGCUUCUGUGAUUUUUACAAUUCGUUCCAGUCAUUGGCAGCAGAAAGCUGGAAGGAAAGGCGGCCAAAGGAGGAAUUGGCUUUGGGGGUGACCAGUGAAAUAUACCUGCUGGAGUGUGUGCUACGGGUGGGUGCUGCUAUGGUGACCAGUGAGCUGAGAUAAGGCGGAGCUUUACCUAGCAAAGACUUAUAGAUGACCUGGAGCCAGUGGGUUUGGCGACGAAUAUGAAGCGAGGGCCAGCCAACGAGAGCAUACAGGUCGCAGUGGUGGGUAGUAUAUGGGGCUUUGGUGACAAAACUGAUGGCACUGUGAUAGACUGCAUCCAAUUUGCUGAGUAGAGUGUUGGAGGCUAAUUUGUAAAAUACAUCGCCGAAGUCAAGGAUCGGUAGGAUAGUCAGUUUUACGAGGGUAUGUUGCAGCAUGAGUGAAGGGUGCUUUGUUGCGAAACAGGAAGCCGAUUCUAGAUUUACUUUUGGAUUGGAGAUGCUUAAUGUGAGUCUGGAAGGAGAGUUUACAGUCUAACCAGACACCUAGGUAUUUGUAGAUGUCCACAUAUUCUAAGUCAGAACUGUCCAGAGUAGUGAUGCUUGCAUUUAAGAGCAGUUGGAGGCCAUGGAAGGAUAGUUGUAUGGUGUUGAAGCUUGUCUGGGGGUUAGUUAACACAGUGUCCAAAGAAGGGCCAGAAGUAUACAGAAUUGUAUCUUCUGCGUAGAGGUGGAUAAGAGAAUCACCAGCAGCAAGAGCGACAUCAUUGAUCUAUACAGAGAAAAGAUCUCUGAUAUAAAGUGUUUUUUCUCAAAAUUGCCGGGAUGUCACGUGUCCUACUGAUAUCAGUACACUCGUAACAAUUUAAACAUUACGAAACUUCUAUUCGAUCAAAUAAACCUCACGUAGCAAAUAAGCCAUUACAUUUUUUUGUUGACCAAGUUCGACACGCUUAUUGGCCUCCAUACAACAACUUGGUGAGCGAUAGAAACGAAACAACGUUACCUGCUUGUAUGAUACAGAUUUUUGGCCGAGUUGGUGCUCUCGCUUCGCUUCGCUUCGCCUCUUCCUCUCUGCUUAAAGUUUACUCCUCCCAGGUCACAUCCCCAACCCUUUUGCCUAUCGCUCAGAAGUUACGAGACCGAGGCCAGACAAGGCGGCUGCUACCACCCACUUUUCUUCCUCCAAAAUUUAUACAUUUUCACUUUCCAUAAUAAUCGAACGUGACAACCGCGAUCAGUUGGAUAACUGUGGAAGGGGUUCUGUUGGUCCGAACGGAGACAGAAUGGGGAAAAUAGAAUGGGCUAUGUGGGCCAAUGAACAGUCCCUGGCGGCGGGGCUCAUUCUCCUUACUGGUGGCAUAGUGGGGGUGGCAGGCCAGUUCAGGGACUGGGAGUUUGCUGCUUAUGCUAUAGCUGCAGGGGUGUUUGUCUGUCUACUAGAGUACCCAAGGGGCAAGAGAAACAAGGGCACCAGCGUAGAAAGGACGGGUCAGUACUGCUUCACUGUCUGUGUGAAGUCAUUCGGCCCACUGACCAGGAACUACUAUGUCAGAGCAUUUCUACAUGCAGCGAUCUGCGUUCCUGGUGGUUUCCUCCUUGCAACUGUUCUUGGCUGUGUCUGCCUCGGCAUAGCUAGCCUCAUCUACCUUGCGGCGGCCAUCCGAGGGGAGCAGUGGGAGCCCAUCCUGCCCAGGAAGGAGAGUGCCCGUAAGCCGGUGGGAGAGAGCAUCAAGCUCCCUCCCCAGAACCCUCCACCACGCCCACCCGCAGACAUGCGCAGGAAACGGGCAGAGGACCUGGAGGCGGCUGCCUAUGUCAACCCCAUCGCUGUCACUGCCAAUGAUGACUAGAUCCCCUUACUCUCCUUACUUUAGGCCUGCUGGGCUAAGCUCACUCAGGUUAGUUUAUUGUUCCACUGAGCCCCAAACAAAACAGAUCUACAGUGGAGCCCCACCCAGGCCAUGCUCAAUCCCAGCUGCCGUUGGCUGAGGACCGAAUCUUAAAUUGAGAUGGAUAAGCUUGCAUAACUUAGGUUUUGUGUAAAUUGGGAAUUGGCGUCAAUGGGAAUUUUUUAUGGACUGGUAUCAAGUUAGGAAUCAGGCCUCGGAGAGUAGAGGGUUGUGGAGAGGACACACUGCUGCUGAUGUUUGAGGAUGUAUAAGGGAUUGUAUUGAACUGAGAUGUUGCUGUGCCUUAGUUCCUGCAAAAGGUUUGUGUCCUAUAUCUCUGAACCGCCUGCCACAACUCUUUCAGUUAUAAUUUUGGUCCCCAAAAGGCUUUGGAAUGUAAAUGGAAAAGUUUGUAUUCUUGUUGUGACAGUAAGUUAUUUUGAGAGGAAUUGGACAAAUAGAUGUGGAUGAGAAUCAACCACAUUUACUGGCACAGACAUAAUGAAAUUAUUUUUAAAGAGAAUGAAGAGCUAUUUCUACAUUUUGUAUCCUCAAAAUAUACUGUAUUCUUCUACACUGGAAUGUUAAUUGUUUAUAAGCAAGCACUGUUUUGCUUUAUCUCUUUCUCUUUUUGGCCGGUUUACUAUGUCAGUGGCCAACUACCUGUAUGUUGGAUAGUUGUGUAUUCACCUCUCUACAAAACAAUGUAUGUCUAUGUUUUAUGCUUGUUAUGCUUUUGAUACAAUCUGAAAAUAAACAUAGUUAUUCUAGUUAUUAAAAUGUGUAUGUUUACCAUAUAACUACAA